AUGCUAAUCGGCGAUGUGUUCUACGCUAAUAUCCUCUGGAAGUCGGUGAACUCGCAGAACUCGAUCGAUCGGCUUGUGAAGCCAUUCAAAUGCCCAGGGACUGCAACACCGACGCGAGCCUCCGAGAAGCCAUCGAGAAAGAGACGAAAGGUUAACUACGCCAACGCCGAUGGAAGCGUGGAAGAUGGAGAGGAAAAGCCAUAUACAAACGAGGACAGGCUCGCCAUAGAAACUCGAGAAGCCAACAAAUUUCCCGUGUUUAAGCCGAGAGACAAAGACGUGGCUUUCAGGUCACGGUUCCAGAUUCCUUUCAUCAACAAGGCUACAGAUGGCUACAAUUCUGGCCGGCUCGCUCCGACACUGGGCAUGCGACGAGGCGCAACAUUCGUUGUCAAGCCGUUACACGACCCAAGUGGGGAGUUUGCAAUUGUUUUGUAUGACCCGACGGUAGAUGAUGUGGCGGAGGAGCCUGCGCCCAAAAGUCUGGAGGCGCCGCCGGGAGACAUGCCAGUCGUGGAUGAGCCGAUUAUGCAUAAGAGUCUAGCCGAUAUUUUGGGGCUCAAGAAGAAUGUGGAGGAACGGCCGAAGGUGCCCGUUGUGAUUGAUCCGAGACUAUGCAAAGUGCUUCGACCACAUCAGGUCGAGGGUGUAAAGUUUCUUUACCGUUGCGUUACAGGCUUGGUUGACAAAAAUGCAAAUGGAUGCAUUAUGGCAGAUGGCAUGGGACUUGGUAAAACGCUUCAAUGUAUUGCUUUGAUGUGGACACUCCUCAAGCAGUCCUCCGAGGCUGGGAAAACUACUAUUCAGAAAUGCGUGAUUGCGUGUCCCUCAAGUUUGGUUGGCAAUUGGGCUAACGAACUGACAAAAUGGCUUGGAAAGGAUGCUACAACACCCUUUGCGAUCGAUGGAAAAGCCACAAAAGCAGAGCUUAUAACCCAACUCAAGCAGUGGGCUAUUGCAUCAGGACGUGGAAUUGUCCGGCCUGUUCUUAUUGUGUCCUAUGAAACACUCCGUAUGUAUGCGGAUACAUUGGCUGAUACACCGAUUGGACUUCUUCUAUGUGACGAAGGCCAUCGACUCAAAAACAAGGAGAGUUUGACUUGGAACGCCUUGAACCAACUCAACGUUACUCGCCGAGUCAUUCUUUCUGGAACACCUAUUCAAAACGAUCUAUCUGAAUACUUCGCUCUUCUACACUUCGCCAACCCAAACCUUCUAGGCUCUCAAGCCGAGUUCCGAAAGAGAUUUGAAUUGCCGAUCCUGCGAGGUCGAGAUGCCGCAGGCACCGACGAAGAGAAGAAGCUAGGUGAUGAACGAUUGCAGGAGCUGUCUGCGAUUGUCAACAAGUUCAUCAUCCGCCGAACUAAUGAGCUUCUCUCGAAAUACUUGCCAAUCAAGUACGAGCAUGUCGUUUUCUGCAACAUGUCACAGUUCCAGCGAGACAUCUACAAUCACUUUAUCAAGAGCCCGGAGAUUCAAAGCCUUCUCCGCGGAAAAGGCAGCCAGCCACUGAAAGCAAUUGGUAUCCUGAAAAAACUCUGCAAUCAUCCGGACCUGCUCGAUCUAACAAACGACCUCCCGGGAUGUGAGCAUACCUUCCCGGAGGACUAUUCGCCUCCCGAUACCCGGGGCCGCGAUCGGGAUAUCAAGAGCUGGUACUCCGGCAAAAUGAUGGUCCUCGAUCGCAUGCUCGCCCGAAUCCGACAAGACACCAAUGACAAGAUCGUUCUAAUCAGCAACUACACUCAAACCCUAGACCUAUUCGAAAGACUCUGCCGGUCACGCGCAUACGGCUGCCUCCGCCUCGACGGAACAAUGAACAUCAAGAAGCGAACCAAGCUAGUCGACAAAUUCAACGACCCAGACGGCCCCGAAUUCGUCUUCCUGCUGAGCAGCAAAGCCGGCGGCUGCGGCCUGAACCUCAUCGGCGCCAACCGUCUCGUCCUCUUCGAUCCAGACUGGAACCCAGCUGCCGACCAGCAAGCGCUCGCACGAGUCUGGCGCGACGGCCAGAAGAAAGACUGCUUCGUCUACAGGUUCAUCGCGACCGGCUCAAUCGAAGAGAAGAUCUUCCAGCGCCAGUCGCACAAACAGUCUCUUUCGUCUUGUGUCGUUGAUGCUGCUGAAGAUGUCGAGCGGCAUUUCUCCCUUGAUUCACUCAGGGAGCUCUUCCAGUUCAAACCGGAUACUUCGAGCGAUACGCAUGACACUUUUAAGUGUAAGCGCUGUCGUCCGGACGGUACGCAGUACAUUAAGGCCCCGGCUAUGUUGUACGGCGAUACUAGUUCUUGGAAUCAUUUCGUUAACACCGGAGAGAAGGGUCCGCUGAAUCAGAUUCAGGAUUUGCUUUUGCGACAGGAGACGGGGGAACGGGAUGUUUCUGCUGUUUUCCAGUAUAUCAGUCAUUGA
Messenger RNA from Penicillium bovifimosum, 2409 nucleotides. Its product is annotated as DNA-dependent ATPase RAD54. Gene Ontology annotation, cellular component: nucleus. The record is from RefSeq and is a predicted model, not a curated record. The transcript is spliced from 5 exons. Bases 1 to 2409 code for a protein of 802 amino acids. Gene Ontology annotation, biological process: double-strand break repair via synthesis-dependent strand annealing; reciprocal meiotic recombination. Gene Ontology annotation, molecular function: hydrolase activity, acting on acid anhydrides; ATP binding; DNA translocase activity. Lineage: Eukaryota; Fungi; Ascomycota; Eurotiomycetes; Eurotiales; Aspergillaceae.